Molecule: messenger RNA, 417 nt
Organism: Perkinsus marinus ATCC 50983
Lineage: Eukaryota; Perkinsozoa; Perkinsida; Perkinsidae
Product: ubiquitin-conjugating enzyme E2, putative
Exons: 4
Coding region: 1-417 (138 amino acids)
Biological process (GO): DNA damage tolerance; protein K63-linked ubiquitination
Cellular component (GO): nucleus
Source: RefSeq, a predicted model, not a curated record
AUGGCGGUAAUCGUCCCUCGUAAUUUCCGACUUCUCGAUGAGUUAGAGAAGGGCCAGAAGGGUGAGUGUGCCAGUGGAUGCACAUUUGGAUUGGAGAUACCAGAUGAUAUCACUCUCACUCAUUGGAAUGGUACCAUCUUUGGACCACCUGGGACGGCAUUCGAGAAUAGGAUCUACUCUCUUACAUUGGAGUGUGGGCCUGAGUACCCCGAUAAGGCUCCUACAGUUAAAUUCAACACUAAGAUUAAUAUCAACUGUGCUGAUCCUAAGAAUGGUCAUGUGAACACCAGAUGGGGUCCUUUAGGAUCAUGGAAAAGAGAGUACACCAUUGAAACUGUAUUGGAGUCAUUACGCCGAGAGAUGACCUCAGCUGCUAAUAGGAAGCUACCCCAACCUGAGGAAGGUGCUUGCUAUUAA